AGGCGGGGGGGCGGGGGGCGGACCCGGUUCAGCCCCGCCCUGCGCCGGAGCCGUGCUGGAACCCCUGUGGAGCCCGCCUUCAACUCCAGCCAGAGCCAGCGUCAGCGGAGGCGGAACAGCUGACCCCGUGCCCCGGCGGCGGCACCGGAGCCCUGGCCGGUGAAGGCGAGGUCCCUGGACUUGUCAGAUACCCCCUUCAGCCCUGGCAGGAUCAAGAUGAGGCCUUAUUAUGCCCCCCCAAUGAGGCCUGCAGCCUGAGCAGAUAGCAUGGCCUGCCACUGGUAGUGAACACCAUGGCUGCAGGAAGUGGCCGGGCCUUUGCUUGGCAGGUGUUCCCCCCCAUGCCCACUUGCCGGGUGUAUGGCACAGUGGCAUACCAGGAUGGGCACCUGCUGGUGUUGGGGGGCUGUGGCCGGGCUGGACUGCCCCUGAACAUUGCUGAAACACUGGACAUGGCUUCACACACAUGGCUGGCACUGGCACCCCUUCCCACUGCCCGAGCUGGUGCAGCUGCUGUAGUUCUGGGCAAGCAGGUGCUAGUGGUGGGUGGUGUGGAUGAGGUCCAGAGACCAGUAGCUGCUGUGGAGGCCUUCCUGGCUGAUGAGGGCCGCUGGGAGCCUCGGGCCACUCUCCCUCAAGCAGCCAUGGGAGUUGCAACUGUGGAGAGAGACGGUAUGGUGUAUGCUCUGGGAGGAAUGGGCUCUGACACGGCCCCCCAGGCCCAGGUACGGGUGUAUGAGCCCCGUCAGGACUGCUGGCUUUCGCUACCCUCCAUGCCCACACCCUGCUAUGGGGCCUCCACCUUCCUGCAUGGAAACAAGAUCUACAUCCUGGGGGGCCGCCAGGGCAAGCUCCCAGUGACUGCUUUUGAAGCCUUUGAUCUGGAAGCCUGUACCUGGACCCGGCACGCAAGUCUGCCCAGCCGCCGGGCCUUUGCUGGCUGUGCUAUGGCCGAAGGCAGCAUCUUUAGCCUGGGUGGCCUGCAGCAGCCCGGGCCCCACAAUUUCUACUCCCGUCCACACUUUGUCAACACUGUAGAGAUGUUUGACCUGGAACAUGGGUCCUGGACCAAGUUGCCCCGCAGCCUGCGCAUGAGGGAUAAGAGAGCUGACUUUGCAGUUGGUUCCCUUGGGGGCCACAUCGUGGCCAUUGGGGGCCUUGGAAACCAGCCAUGCCCUCUGGGCUCGGUGGAGAGCUUCAGUCUUGCACGGCGGCGCUGGGAGGCACUGCCUGCUAUGCCCACGGCCCGCUGCUCCUGCUCUAGCCUACAGGCUGGGCCUCGGCUGUUUGUUAUUGGGGGUGUGGCUCAGGGCCCCAGUCAAGCUGUGGAGGCACUGUGUCUCUGUGAUGGGGUUUGAAGGCCUGGUGGGACUUGUCCACUGGAGCAGCUCAAUGCCAGAGGCAGAUGUCUGUGGUUCCUUUUGCUGCUGAGGGCACUCACUGUGGCUCUGUGGGAUGAGGGAGGCACGGGGUGGGCACUUGAAACACUACCUUGGGGACUUGGGCUGGGGGAGCCUUUAGCACAGGACACACAUGUCUCAUACCUACUUUACCACCAUUCAUUCAUGGACCAUGCCUAACUCCACCCUUGCCCUGGAACCUACUAGGCCCUCUGUCUAAAUGGGAAGUGGGGAGGGGGAGAGCUGGCCUUAUGCCCCACAGGGUCAGUGCCUAUCUGGAGUUGACCAGGCCCACUCCAGUGGCCAUUCCUGAAAAGUUCCAACUGCCAGCCUGCCUUGAGGGUCUCUGUAGACCCAGGAGAGUUGAGAAAGGGUGGGAGACACAGAGGGAAUAGAGGAGAGAAUAUGGGAAUGGCCAGAGGGCCAGAGGAAUGCUGGCUUUGGGCUCUCUAUACUGUUGUAUGACGUUGGGCAAGUCAUUUCACCUCUCUGUGCCUCAGCAUCCUCAUGUAUAAAUGGGGAUCUCUGAAACCUUCCUGCCCUACCUACCUCACAGGGCUGUUGUGAGGACCCAGGGAAUUUGGAUGUGGAAGUAAAAAUGCUGCUAAAAUCUGG
Messenger RNA from Galeopterus variegatus (Sunda flying lemur), 2015 nucleotides. It is a transcript of the gene KLHDC8B, whose product is annotated as kelch domain containing 8B. The transcript has 6 exons. The record is from RefSeq and is a predicted model, not a curated record. The coding region runs from base 294 to 1358 and encodes 354 amino acids. Lineage: Eukaryota; Metazoa; Chordata; Mammalia; Dermoptera; Cynocephalidae. Gene Ontology annotation, molecular function: protein binding.